This is a messenger RNA of Onychostoma macrolepis, 1633 nucleotides long. It is a transcript of the gene abhd4, whose product is annotated as abhydrolase domain containing 4, N-acyl phospholipase B. NCBI's taxonomy places the organism in Eukaryota, Metazoa, Chordata, Actinopteri, Cypriniformes, Cyprinidae. The transcript has 9 exons. Gene Ontology annotation, molecular function: phosphatidylcholine lysophospholipase A1 activity. Bases 228 to 1235 code for a protein of 335 amino acids. Gene Ontology annotation, cellular component: lipid droplet. The record is from RefSeq and is a predicted model, not a curated record.
CCUUUAAAGUGACGGUUCCGGUAGCGAAUACAGCAAUAUAAAGUAUGGCAGUCUGUUCUCGUGGAUUUUUCCUGUGUUAUGUUUCAUAAUAAUGUCUCCUGCAAACGCCGCGAUGCAAGACGAGACUGACACAGAGUUACAGGCUUGUACUGUGUAUAAAGGCAGAUGACGUAACGCUGCAGACCUCUGGGAACUGGUCUUGGUGGCCCUCUUGGAGACCAACAUCCAUGUCGUUAUUGAAAAGUGCCGAAGCUAAAAUUCUUGCCUGUCUCCAGAAUAACGUUUGGUCCAGAUUUGUGACGUUGCCAAAUCAAAACAGAAUAUGGACCCUUAAAGUCACCAACAAAUCAGCCCACAAACAUAAAGACCAAGAUGCUCAGACACCCCUGGUGAUGGUCCACGGGUUUGGAGGAGGUGUCGGUCUGUGGAUCCGUAACCUGGACGCUUUGAGUCGUUCUCGACCCGUCUACGCCUUUGACCUGCUGGGCUUCGGUCGCAGCUCUCGCCCCUCAUUCCCGUCUGAUGCCUCGUUGGCUGAGGAGCAGUUUGUUACUUCCAUAGAGCAGUGGAGACAAUCAAUGGGGCUGGAGAGCAUGAUCCUAUUGGGCCACAGCCUGGGUGGUUACCUGGCAACAUCCUAUACCAUCCAAUAUCCAGAAAGAGUCAGUCACCUCAUCCUGGUGGAUGCGUGGGGUUUCCCUGAGCGACCUCAGCCUCAGGUACAGGGGUCAGGAGGUCAAGGGUCAGAGGUUAAAAGGGUCUCGCCGCCUCGCUGGGUGAAAGCUCUGGCGUCAGUGUUCAGCCUCUUCAACCCUCUGGCCGUCAUCAGAGCGGCCGGACCUUGGGGUCCAGGGCUGGUAAACCGAUUCCGUCCCGACUUCAAGAGGAAGUUUGAGGAUCUGUUUGAUGACGACACCAUGACACAGUACAUUUACCACUGUAACGCUCAGAACCCGAGUGGUGAGGUGGGCUUCAAAGCCUUGUCUGAGUCUCUCGGCUGGGCCAAGAGGCCGAUGGUUCAGCGUGUUCAUCUGCUGCCCCCAUCGAUGCCCGUCAGCAUGCUGUACGGUGCGCUGUCCUGGGUGGAUGCAUCCACUGGAAACACAGUCGUUCAGAUCCGAGGCAAAAGCCUUACCAGCGUCAUGCUGAUCGAAGAUGCUUCACAUCACGUCUACGCCGACCAGCCUGAAGAGUUCAACCGAGUGGUUGAGAGUAUUUGUAAUACUGUAGACUAAAUAAGACGCACAUUGGUUUGUCGCUUCAUAUUCUAAUUUUACUAUUUGUGGCCUUUAAUGUGGAAAGGCUCUGUGAUUGUACUGCAGGAUUUAAUGGAAGCUGGUUGUAUUUGUAUUUUCUAACCUAUAUUUUAUUCAUAUUUCUUUUCAAUCAUGCACUGAGCAAAUCAUCCUACCUGUUAAACCUGUGUCAUGAAUGCAUUGACAAUGUUCGGACAGUCAUAUUGACUAAAAGAAGAGAUGUUUAAUAAUUCAUUAGCAUUAUAAAGGAUUGUCUGUUUUUAUAAUGUGCAUAUCUCAAUAGGUGUCUGCAUUUGUUUCUCUUUAUAGAUUUUAUAUACUGCUGCAGUGGUUAUUUUUAUGUGUAUAUUUUGGGAAUAUAAAUAAUACGCAUCUCC